GUCCUCGCUACCACUGCAUCCUCCCUCGCACCACCCGCAAUGGGCGUCCCGGGCUUAUGGCCCCUCCUUGCCUCGGCAGCCCAGUCGCACAACCUCGAAGCCCUGGACCUUGCCCACCUCACCGAGUCAUCCGCGUCGUCCUCCUCGUCAUCACUAGCCCCACGCCUCCCGGUAAUCGGCAUCGACCUCUCCGCCUGGCUCUUCCACGCCCGCCAAUCAGUCGAGGGCUCCAAUCCAAUCCUCCGUCUCAUCUUCUUCCGCCUACUGCGUCUCCUUUCCCUACCCCUGCGAGCAGUCUUCGUAUUCGAUGGGCCGGAUCGCCCUGCCAAGAAAAGGGGCCGGCUGAUCGGGGGAAGAAAACAUCCAUUGACUGGACCGCUGAGCGAAAUUAUUCGGGCGUGUGGCAUGGUCGCGUGGGAGGCGAGGGGAGAGGCAGAGGCUGAACUGGCGAGGAUGAGUCGAGAGGGUCUGGUCGAUGCUGUGCUGAGUGACGAUGUGGAUGCUCUCGUCUUUGGGAGUAGGGCGGUGAUGAGGAACUGGUCUGCUACGACUCCCAAUCGCCCUGCCAGCCUCGGCGAGGACCGCGGCGAGAACGCAGUCACAACCUACAAGGCGUCCAACGUCGAAGAGCUGCCCGAGCUAAGCUUGGGGCCCAACGGCCUCGUCCUCAUCGCCCUAAUGGCAGGGGGAGACUACGAUGCCAAGGGUGUGGGUGGAUGCGGAGUCAAAAUGGCACUCUGCCUCGCUCAGGGAGGCUAUGGAGAUUCCUUGAAGGAGGGGUUCGACAAACAUUGCAGAGUGACAGGGUACGAUCCUGAGUCGAAGAUGCCUAUCGUUGAGCAGGGGGAAGGAUGGGCACCUUUCGUUGAAGAGUGGAUGGCAGCCAUGCGUGAUGAGUUGGCCACCAAUCGACAGGGCUUCCUCGCCUCCCGACAACCGCGCCUAGCAAGCAGUCCCGCCCUCCAAACAUUCCUCAGCACCGCAGAAUCACUCCAGAUUCUCGCCUCCUACCUUCACCCAAUCACCACAUGGUCCAUCUACGAGACUUACGGGCGCAGCAGCGUCGCCCGCCCGCCUCCUACGCGCCUGGCCUUUCCCCACCCGGAUAUACCAGCAAUCGCAGGCUUCGCACAGCGCACCUUUGCGUGGGGCCCCAAGUACACCGUAGGAAGGAUGCGCAACUUAGCCUGGAAGGGCAUGCUCCUCCGUCAUCUGCGCAAACACUCUCGCACCGCCCCCUCAGAUCCACGCGAUCGACGCGAAGAGGGCGGCUCAGCUGGGCUGGAGGUGGACGACCUGGACUUACCGCUCAUCAAGAUCCACUCGGAACGUCGUCACGCAAUCACGGGCCAGCGACUGGAGUAUCGCCUCGAAUGGGACCCGACCGCUCUUGCACAGCUGGCGGAGAGCGGUGUAGACCCAAUGCUCAACGUCGGCCCGGGUUUCGACGAGCCCCUUGACCCGACUGAAGAGCCCUCUCCCCCGCGCGAUGAAGACGACAACGACGACGAAGAUCUAGUCCCGGCAUCUCCGUACGCCACGAGCCUCGCUGCACUCCAAGCCCAAGCCGGGCGGGAAGCAGAAGCAGAAGCUGAAGGCGAAGGCGCGGGAGACGAAGAAGGUGGCAAUCAUGGGCCAUGCCCUCCCUCCCCCUCCAAACGUAAAGCCCGCCCCCCACCACCGGACCCUUAUUCCACCCUUCGCGACUGGGUCCUCUCGGAUCGUCUCGCGGCCACUUCGAGGGGACAGGAGCUCAUCGACGAGUAUCAGGCCAGGAUCAGGGGGAAGAAGAAGAAGGGCGCACAAUCCAAGGUCAAGGCCAAGGCGCCAGCCAAUCAACCUUGCAUCAAUGCACUCUUCCCUGCUCAGAAGUCGGCCGGCAGCAUAAGCAGCAGCAGUAGCGCGCUCAAGCUUCCACCGAAGGAGAAGGGCCUCUUGAAGCUUCCACCUAAGGAGAAAGGGUUGCUCAAGCUUCCCAGAAAGGAAGUCACCGCUCCUCCGCCCGGCUGCUCCUCUUCAUCGUCACGCAAGGAGGAAGACAUCGCUGCCAUCCCAACUAAACGUCCCUCCCAAGGCGAUUGUGACGCCGCGAGCUCGGGCUCCCCGGGCAGGCUAAACUUGUUGCCUAAACGCACCUUUGGACGCACGCAAAGCGGGCCAGCUACGCUCGGCUCUACACCACCACCGCGCUCUCAGACUGUGGGAAGCUGGAACGCUCAGACGACGAUGGCGCAGACGCAGACGCAGAGGCAGAGGCAGACGAUUGCCAGGAGGAGCAGCUUUGAUGUCGAUGUCGAUGUCGCGCUGCACGAGAUCAACGACGACGACGAGGAAGAAGCGGACUGCUCGUUGCCCGACGCGUUGGAGCUCCUCAGGAGUAUCGCAGAUCCCAAUCGACGCGCGGCGCUUGAAGCUAGUAGCCCAGAUUCGAGUCCAGAUGUGGUAUUGGCUAAACGAAAAGGUCGAAGAGGAGGAGGAGCAGCAGGCUCAGCCGCACACGCAUGCGCACACGCACGAUCAGGCGAGUCAUCCGCACCAAUCAGCAUGGGAUCGUCUACGACGUUCAGUAGUCGGAGCGAUGAUGGGUUCGAGAUCUUGCUCUCAGCACCAGCACCGGCACCGACGACGGCGAUGGCGAGGAAGGUGGGUGGGCUUAGAGUCAGAGGAGGUAGGAAGAGCGAUGCGAUUGUAUUGAGCGAUUCGGACUAGGCGUAGGUAUGGGCGUGGGCGUGGGCGUGGGCGGGAGGAGAAGGAGAAGGAGGGGGAGCUUCGCAUUGUAUACCAUCUCAUUAUCACUUUCUUCAUUCACGUCAUCGUACAGUGUUACCUACGAAAGAAAAGCAAAAGAGGGGAGACG
This is a messenger RNA of Jaminaea rosea, 2857 nucleotides long. RefSeq lists its product as hypothetical. Bases 40 to 2709 code for a protein of 889 amino acids. NCBI's taxonomy places the organism in Eukaryota, Fungi, Basidiomycota, Exobasidiomycetes, Microstromatales. The transcript has 3 exons. The record is from RefSeq and is a predicted model, not a curated record. Gene Ontology annotation, molecular function: 5'-flap endonuclease activity.